AUGGAAGCGAAUGUUGCAAAAGAAAAGUUGGAAGAAAUUUCUUUAGAGUUCAUUCAAGUCAUCAAAGCCAAAUCAAUAAUAUCAUUCAAUGGCGCAAUCGAUGAGUUAUAUCAAUUGGAGAAGAAAUAUCGAGCAACGGGUGAUGCAAUAUCCAUUGGAAGAAUUUUAGUUGCAAUUGUUCAACUUUAUUUUUACUCAUUAAGGCUUGUGGAAUUGAAUGAAAGCAUUAUUGCCUUUGCUCUGAAGAAGCAUUUGCAAUCUGAGCAAGCUAUCGGUGAAAUGAUCCGUGAAUGUUGUAAAUUUAUAGAUUUGAUGUCAGAUGAGGAACAGAAAGUUAAACUACUUGAUACCUUGAAAUUGGUAACAAAUGGGAAGCUCUACUCAGAGUUUGAGCGAGCUAAAGUUUGCAAAGAACUAGCUGCAAUACAUAAAAGAAAUGGUAACAUUGAGAAAGCAAUUUCUAUACUUGAAGACUUGAAAAUUGACACACUAACGUCUUUAGAGAAAACAGAGAGAAUAGAAAUCAUUCUUCAGUUGAUGGAACUUCUAAUUGAAUCAAAAGAAUUUGUUAAAUGUCUUAUAAUUGCAAAGAAAAUUAACAAAAGUCAUUUGAAUCAAACAAAAGAAGUUGAAGCACAGAAAUUAAAAUUUUAUGAAUUGAUGAUCGUUAUUGACCAAAAUUCAAAUUAUUCAAACACGUCAAGUCAUUAUCAGAAAAUGCUCAACACCGAUUUUAUUACAUCACAAAUUGAUAAACGUAAGCAAACCCUCAUUUUCUCAAUUGUUUACUGUGUACUCGCACCAUUCGAUCGUGAAAAGUCAGAUAUGAUGCAUCGACUGAUGAAUCAUAAAUAUAUUGAUGAAGUUCCACUUUACAAGGAAUUUCUCAAGGAAUUCACAACGAUAGAACUCAUCAAUUGGUAUUCAAUAAAGUCUAAAUUUAAGGAAGAUCUAAUGACACUUGGGAUAUUUAAUCUUAAUAAUGAAGAUGGAUUAAAAAAGUGGAAGGAUUUCCGAACAGCCACAAUCGAGCACAACGUCAAAGUUUUCGCUUCUUAUUAUCAGAGAGCGUAUUUAUCAAAUAUGAGUGAGUUCCUUGACAUUAAUAUCGAUGAAACUGAAAAGCAUUUGUGUAAUCUUAUUAUCAACAAAUCAAUCAAUGCAAAGAUUGACAGACUCUCAGGAAUCGUAACAUUCCAUCAAAAAAUAUUUAACUUGAGUGAUCCACAUAAAACAAAAAAUCUUUGUGAACAAGAAGAUUUCUUGCAUGAUUGGCUCUGCCAAUUGUCAUCCAUUAUGAACAUCAUUGACAAUACCACUCAUUUAAUAAACAAGGAAAUGGAACUGUAA
This is a messenger RNA of Clunio marinus, 1350 nucleotides long. The record is from the annotation of a GenBank genome assembly. Lineage: Eukaryota; Metazoa; Arthropoda; Insecta; Diptera; Chironomidae.